Exserohilum turcica Et28A is the source of this 960-nucleotide messenger RNA. RefSeq lists its product as uncharacterized. Bases 1 to 960 code for a protein of 319 amino acids. NCBI's taxonomy places the organism in Eukaryota, Fungi, Ascomycota, Dothideomycetes, Pleosporales, Pleosporaceae. The record is from RefSeq and is a predicted model, not a curated record. The transcript has 5 exons.
AUGGUCAAGAUCGCGAUCGCCGGCGGUGCAGGAAACGUAGCACAAGAAAUCAUCGAUGUGCUACUCAGCACUGGAAAGCACGAUAUUCUGAUUUUCACGCGAAGGGAUAUCCCCACCGAGAAGAGAUCUGAGCACAUUCGCUAUGCGAAAACCAGCUACGGGGAUGCGGAAGAACUAGUAGGAUACCUGCGCGGCAUAGACGUCGUGUUGUCAUUCAUCUGCCCGCAUCGCGACCAGGCCGAAGCCAUUUCGUGCCAGAAAAACCUCAUCGAUGCCAGCGUCAAAGCCGGUGUGAAGCGCUUCGCGCCGAGCGAAUGGGCCAUGCAAAAACUCGAUGGCCUGUCGUGGUACGAGUACAAGCGCGUUGCGCGGCAGUACCUGCAGGACAUCAAUAAAGAUGCCAAGGUCAUCGAGUACUGUCUGUUUCUGCCCGGCCUCUUUACGAAUUACCUGACUAACCCGCACCCAUCGGCCAAGCACCUGACGCAGAUAGACUGCCAGUUUGACUUUGAGAAGCGGCGGGCGAUUAUUAUGGAGGGCAGCGAUAACGACAAAAUGGUCUGGACGACGGUGCAGGAUUUCGCGCAUGUGGUUGCGCGUGCCAUUGAGUUUAAGGGCGAGUGGCCUGUAGUGGGCGGGAUACAGGGGUCGCGCAUGUCGCUCAAGGAACUCAUUGCCAUGGGCGAGGAGGUACGUGGCGGCGCGUUCGCGGUUGAACGCAUUCCAAAGGAGGAUCUGGUCAAGGGGACGUGGAAGACCUCUUGGCUUCCUAUCGUUGCUCACCCUGCGAUCGCUCCCGAGCACCUCGAAGCUGCGGCAAAGGAGAUUAUGGCUGGGCUCAUAUUGGCCGUGAACAAUGGGUCUUUUGAUAUCAGCGGCGAAUGGAACAAGCUGCUGCCAGAUUACAAGUUCACGGAUGCGAAGGAAUUUUUGAGCUGGGAAUGGAGGGGCAAGCCAUGA